Molecule: messenger RNA, 1051 nt
Organism: Prorocentrum cordatum
Lineage: Eukaryota; Dinophyceae; Prorocentrales; Prorocentraceae
Source: the annotation of a GenBank genome assembly
CAGCACCUCCACUCGCAGAACGUCCUGCACCGCGACCUGAAGCCCGACAACAUCUUCGUGGGCCCCAACGGCAUAAAGCUGAUCGACUUCGGGUCGGGCCACUGGGCGAAGGACCCCCCUCCUCGGGGCGGGGGGAGGCACCGUGCAGACCAUGGCGCCGGAGGUCAUCCUGGCGCGCGGGGACGACUUCGACGCGUCGGACCCGAACCAGGUGGAGUCCAGGGGCCCGGAGAUCGAGUACAAGAAACGACCCUUUGGCAUUCAGAAGUACAAGGCCGGGAAGGACGGAAAGGGUUGCCGAGUUACACUUGUCAGGACAUGACGGCAUCCCGAUAUCCGGGCGACCCUCUCGGGCAAGCCUUCCUGGCAGGUGUCAAGGAGGAGUGGGUCGUCUUGACCGUGAACGGGCAAGACGUGACCCAGAUGGACUUCGACGACAUUGUCGACCUCAUGGGCGAUCGGCUUCUGGACAACUCCUCGCGCGGAGCGUUCGAUGGGUCUUUCAGGGUGACUGGUGACAACAAGGGCAAGGGCCAGGUCUUGCCGAAGGUUGUUAAGGUCGACCUGCCCGCGAAGAUCCUCUACGGCAAGAUGAAGCCGCGCCCCUAUGGCCCGAAGGCGGACGUGUGGAGCCUGGGGGCGGUGCUGUACCAGAUGGUCACCGGCAAGCCCCUCGCCACGAGCGAGCCCGCCGUCCUGGCCGGCAGGUAUGAGCCCGCGGCCGGCAUCUCGCAGCAGUUGGCCGGACUGCUGGGCAGGACGCGGCAGGGCUGCACACACCUGCGCCGGAGGCCACCUUGCAGGAGGUGAUGACGCACCCGUGGGUGCAGUGAGCAGCUCUUGUUCCCGCUCGCGCUCCAGCGCUUUUGUCUCUGGCUCCUCCUCCUCGUUGUGCCCCGCAGCCAGAUCGCGCGACCAGCAGGGCGAGCGCCGAGUCGCCGCGACAGCAGAUCCCGUGUCGGCGGAUCAUCUCCUAUUUUGAUCAUUUUUAUUUUUCGGAACGCAGGGCGUGGACUGGCUGACCGGAGAUGUGCGCGGGAGGCAAAACAGA